Messenger RNA from Drechmeria coniospora, 1647 nucleotides. Its product is annotated as MYND finger family protein. Gene Ontology annotation, molecular function: protein binding. Lineage: Eukaryota; Fungi; Ascomycota; Sordariomycetes; Hypocreales; Ophiocordycipitaceae. The record is from RefSeq and is a predicted model, not a curated record. The coding region runs from base 1 to 1647 and encodes 548 amino acids. Gene Ontology annotation, cellular component: nucleus. The transcript has 3 exons.
AUGUCGCCGACUCCUCCUGGGCUGGAAAUUCGCCCGCACCCAACCAAGGGCCGCGCACUGUACUCGACCCAGUCAUUCGUUCCUGGCCAGACCAUCCGCAUCUUCGCCUGUCCAGUCCUCCUCCUGCCCUCGACAGCCCAUCUCAGCGCCGUCUGCAGCUACUGCCUCCGACUCGGCGAGCCCCGGGCCUGCUCCGGGUGCCAGGCCGUCUGGUACUGUGGCAAGGCCUGCCAAGCAGCCGCUUGGAAGUCGACCCUGUCGACGGUCGGUCAUGCGCGCGAGUGCUCCAUCUUCCGCAAGCAGCGCCUCGCUGGCAGACCGUCGGGGAACCUGCCGACGCCGGUGCGUGCGCUGCUGCAGAUGCUCCUCGACGACGACGUGGCGCGCGUCGUCGAUGCGCUCGAGGGCCACGUCGUGCAGAGGCGUGGGAGGAACGAGGAAUGGAAAGAUCUGCAGCUCAUGGCCAUGGCCGCAUGUGCAUACGCCAAGGGGCGGGCCGAGGAAGGCGAGCUGAAGCGCGCUGUUGAGCUUCUCUGCAAGAUUCAGACCAACGCCUUCCACAGAUCCGAUGCCGACCUCGGGCAAGUCGGUAUAUUUCUCGAACCAACUCUCGCCAUGGCCAACCACUCUUGUCUUCCCAACGCCAUGGUCGAAUUUUCAACAAGGAAAGCUAUACUAAGAGCGGAGAGGCCUAUCCAAGCUGGCGAAGAAAUUGAAAUAUCCUACACAGACCCAACAGACUACACAUAUCCAUUGACGAAGAGAGUCGAGGCGCUUGCUCAGUAUUGCUUCCAGUGCGCCUGUUCUCGCUGCACCGAGGACCUCAACGUCUACCAAGUGUGCGCCAUGACGAAAUCGACCACGCCCGCCGGACUCAGUCUGGUCCCCGACGCUUCCAAGCUUCGAGCUCACCCGGCCGCCAGAGACCAGGCACAGCAUGCUCUCGUAAAAUCAAUGGGCGAAUCUGCCGCCGGACCGAUAGAACCCCCCCCAGCGACAGCCUCGCUCCCGUUGCGGCGCCAUCUGCUGCGGUCGCAGUACGGCAACUGCCAGGGGUUGGUAGCCGGCGAACUGUGGGCUGUCACGCCGGUGCCGCAGAUGCUGUCCGAGCUUGUCAUGUACUACGUCGAGGACGGGAACUAUCCGUUUGCACUGUCGGUGGCAUGUCUGAUAGCGACCGCGAGCGAUCCUUCUCGAUUCGUCUCCCCAUUCCACCCCACGAGGGCGAAAAACCUCUUGAUGGUGGCAAAACUCCUCAGCCACACGGCCGAAGGAACGGCGGGGUUGGGAAAAUCUGUCAAGUCGGUGGCAGGCAGCGUACAUUUGGAACAGGACGUUCAGGAUACGCUGCAGGACAUUGACCAGGUUUCGCUGUGCCAGAUGCUGCUGGUUAUGGUGCUCCGAACAGCUCUGCCUGGGGACGCUGACGACGGCGGGCUUGCUGCGAGAGCGCGGGAGAUGCUGGACGACAUAGAGCAGCUCCAAGGCAGGCAGAAGGAGCUUUCCUUCAUAAAUCCUUGGAUCGAGGACCCCGGGAGCGAGCAGUCGACGGCCUUUUUUGACUAUGCCGUCGCUCAGCAGGUCGACGCUCUUGCCAGCUUGGGGCGCGCCGUCCUACACAUGGACUUUGGCCCCGACAAUCGAUGA